AUGGCUGGCUUGUUAGAAACAUAUCCUUCCGCCCAUCUUGGGCUAGUGGCCCUAUUUCUUGUCGGAGUCCUUUGGAUCUGCUUGAAAGCUGCCCCAAAGACCAGGAAAGUGCCAUCUUCUGGCUUACCCGUUGUCACGAUAAAAUCUAAUGACAUGGAGCCGGGUCUCGCCCAAGGAUCUAAGCUGUAUCCGGACCAGCCUUAUGAAAUCCGAAUGCCGGCAAAACAGAUGAUAAUUCUGCCCCGCAGACAGUUGGAUGAGAUCAAACGGUUUCCUGAGACCCAGAUGAGCUUUAAAGCUCUUGUCAAAGACACAAUGGCUGGAGAAUAUACCCUGAUUGCGACUCACGAUCAUAGCUUGGUGACUGCUCUUCGGCGUGACUUGACUCAAAACUUAGUUCAUGUCAAUGAGCUGCUGCAAGAAGAAGUGGUCUCAGUCGUUGAGAACAAGCUCAGCUUUUGUGGGAAUGACUAUGCGCCGGUGAAACUGUUGCCUACACUGUUUGACAUGGUUUCUUCAAUGACGAGCCGUGUCUUGGUUGGCUUACCACUUUGCCAUAACAAAGAAUGGCUACAAUGCAUAUUAAAGUACUCGGAAGAUGGUUUCAAGGCUGGUAUGAUUAUGCAUAUGACACCAACCAUAAUUCAUCCGCUUUUAAACAUGUUUCUUCCGCAGAUGCGGGCUGUGCGGCGACACUAUGCUACUGUUAAAAGGUUACUUGGACCAAUACUCGAAGAGCGCAUAGAAAAGCUCAAAGAUCCUGCAUACAAGCCUCCAAGGGACCUUAUUCAAUCUUUCAUUGAUAUCAACGCAGAAAAUGGAAAGAAUCUAGAAUUUCAGGCCAAAAACCAACUAAUGGCAGCCUUUACAUCAAUGCACACAACCUCGAUGAACGCCUGUCAUGCGUUGUUCGAGCUAGCUGCAGCGCCGGAACACGUCGCUCCCUUGAGAGAAGAGAUUGAGAAAGUUCUAGCAGAGGAAGGGUGCAUCACCUCUAAAGCUGCUAUGAUGAAACUCCGCAAACUGGAUUCGUUCUUUAGAGAGACUCAACGUUUAAAUCCAUCAUCAUUCGUUGGCAUGGAGCGCAAAGUGUUAGCGACUACAAAACUCUCUGAUGGAACAGUUCUACCGGCAGGGUCUAUAAUUGGGUUCAAUUCUUUCCACAUAAAUUAUGACACUCAGUUAUGGGAGAAUCCCGAGAAAUUUGAUGGAUUUAGAUUUGAACGAUUGCGUGCUGCUGAAGGAAAUGAUCAUAAGUUCCAGGCUAGUUCCAUUGGGCUUGAGAGUAUAUCAUUCGGCUUGGGAACACAUGCCUGCCCUGGGAGAUUCUUUGCUAUCAAUGAAACCAAAAUUCUCCUUGCCUAUCUAAUAAUGAACUACGAUUGGGCAUUCCCAGAGGGACAAGGUCGACCAAAAAACAUCACGCUUUUUUCUGCACUUAUUAUCAAUCCGGAUUCUGAGGUGUUAUGCAAGCGAAGACAGUAA
Nannizzia gypsea CBS 118893 is the source of this 1485-nucleotide messenger RNA. RefSeq lists its product as hypothetical. The record is from RefSeq and is a predicted model, not a curated record. The transcript is spliced from 8 exons. NCBI's taxonomy places the organism in Eukaryota, Fungi, Ascomycota, Eurotiomycetes, Onygenales, Arthrodermataceae. Gene Ontology annotation, molecular function: iron ion binding; oxidoreductase activity, acting on paired donors, with incorporation or reduction of molecular oxygen; heme binding. Bases 1 to 1485 code for a protein of 494 amino acids.